AUGACAACUACGCCGAUCCACUCACCAGGCACUCCGCAACCCGGCCAAACCGAAGCCAUUCGCGAUGCAAUGAGCUUCUCGAAUCUUCUCACUCCGCACGCCGCGGCUGCUUCUGACGCUGUUGCUGAGGCACCUGUUCUUGCUCCUCCAUCCACUCCCAAGCAUGACGCUUCAUCCGCCAAAGAGGAGGAGGUCAGCAGCCCAGAGUCCGUCUUGUCGAGCAUCGCCGAUGUUGAGGCUGAGGCUGAGGCUGAGAGCAAUGAAGAGACUGCUGAGGGCAUGGACAUCGAUGAGGACGAUCAGAUAGAGCGCGAGUUCAUCUGCAAGGCUGAUGAGUUCACUACCUGCAAGACCGGCCAAUACACGUCAGAUCUCGCUAGGAAAGUGAUCAGUGAUUAUUUCGGGCGUAACAAAGCUUGCACAAGGUUUCUCGGCGAAUGGCCUCUCUUCUGUCGAAAACAUUACCAGCGGGCGACUUACAACAAGGCGCUCUGGCAAAUUCGCAAGAUAAACCUGAUCCUGCGACAAUUCGACAUCAUCGAGAAAGACUUCCCGGGCACCACAUACGACAUCGGUUUAAAGAAGGCCGAAGAGGCUCGGCUGAACGACUAUUCUCGAAAAGUCUCUUCAGGAGUGACAGAGCAGGACGCCAUGGCCGCCGUUGCUCCCACAUCCGGCAAAAACUUCGAGGCGCCUAUCAUGGUUCUGCGAGAGCUCGACCAGUAUCUUGGCAAGAACAAGAACAUCGACGAGGUCAAAGAGGUUGUCAACGUCAUUCUGCAAAUGCUACAAGAGAAGGAUACUGAACAGGUUCCCUCGAUCGAAUUCCUUCCCGUCCUUCCUGGAAAGACGUCCUCGCCCAAGAAAUCAACAGCUAAAUCUCGCUCCGCGAAAUCUUCUCCGGUCAAGUCUCCGUUCAAGAGCACGCCUAGUCGCACUUCCUCCAAGGGCGCGGUCAAGAAAACCACCCAGCAGGCUUAGGCCACUCGUCAUCUGACGUGUCUCCUUUUCCAACCGCCAGCACUGCCCAAGACUUUGUCUCUGAACGAUCUUCUCGACACGACCCACGGUUCCACGACCGACUCAUGUAUCUGUUUCUUUCCCACGCCACCGUCUCUUCACACGACCCUGUCUUCUCUACGCUACACGCUGUCGUCACACAACCUCCUCUACGGUUGUAUCAGUACGCCUCAUGACGCACUGGACAUAUGUAGCCCUGGUGAGUAAGACUUUCUUCCCUAUCAUGAGCUGCAACGUUUUGCGAUUCUGAGACCCGAUCUUUUCUUUUCUUUGUAAUACCCUUUUCUUUCUUCAUCAUGAUCAUGACUGCGGCAUCCCAAGUUUUUACUUUGAUACCAUCUUAUUUCUACCUGUAGCUCGGUAGUCAUUGGCGCGUGGAGGUUUCGAGCGGUGCUCUAAUCUGGACGGUGAUUUCUGUG
Messenger RNA from Dothidotthia symphoricarpi CBS 119687, 1439 nucleotides. RefSeq lists its product as uncharacterized. The transcript has 2 exons. The record is from RefSeq and is a predicted model, not a curated record. Bases 1 to 981 code for a protein of 326 amino acids. Lineage: Eukaryota; Fungi; Ascomycota; Dothideomycetes; Pleosporales; Dothidotthiaceae.